GCGAAAACGACAACAAGAGCAAAAUGAAAUCUGUAAUGUGGAGGAAACGGACCGUGAGCACACUGUAACCGUGACAACGAGACACGAGGACGGAUUUAAAGUGAUCAUAAAAUCGUCUCCAGACGGUCGUCGUUCGGUGAUGAUAAUGGAUCUGUGUUCGCCAAAUGCCAUUAAGCUCUGAAGAAGAAGAGGGGUGCUGUGUGUGUGCAGAUAUGGCUGCUGUUUGAUGAAGCGGACUGAAGUUAAAGGAGAGACACAAACUAAAGUAUUGAUCCCAUCAUGUUAGUGUGGAUCUGAUACAAUACCAACGUCUGUAUUGCUUUUGUCGAUCUGACAUGAAAUCAACAUGUGGUGAUGUGUAAGAGCUGACAGACUCCUUUCACAUGUUGAGAUCAGAGUUCAGACUAGUUUCAGUUAUAAGGAAGAGAAACUCCCACAGUCACUGACACUGAGAGGAGAAAUGGCACAGAAAGGAGUUCAGCUGGACCAAGAAACCUUCUCUUGUUCCAUCUGUUUGGAUCUACUGAAGGAUCCAGUGACUAUUCCCUGUGGACACAGCUACUGCAGGAACUGUAUUAAAACCCACUUUGAUGAAGAGGACAGGAAGGGAAUCCACAGCUGCCCUCAGUGCAGGAAGACUUUCAGACCGAGGCCUGUCCUGGAGAAAAACAUCAUGUUAGCAGAUUUAGUGGAGCAGCUGAAGAAGACUGGACUCCAAGCUGCUCCAGCUGAUCACUGCUAUGCUGGACCUGAAGAUGUGGCCUGUGAUGUCUGCACUGGGAGGAAGCUGAAAGCCAUCAAGUCCUGUUUAACUUGUCCAGCCUCUUACUGUGAGAAACACCUCCAACCUCACUAUGAUGCAGCUCCAUUAAAGAAACACAAGCUGGUGGCCCCCUCCAAGAAGCUCCAGGAGAACAUCUGCUCUCGUCAUGAUGAGGUGAUGAAGAUUUUCUGUCGUACUGAUCAGCAGAGUAUCUGUUAUCUCUGCACAAUGGAUGACCAUAAAGGCCAUGAAACAGUCCCAGCUGCAGCAGAAAGGACUGAGAAGCAGAAGAAGCUGAAGGUGAGACGACUAAACAUCCAGCAGAGAAUCCAGGAGCGAGAGAAAGAUGUGAAGCUGCUUCAACAGGAGGUGGAGGCCAUCAAUGGCUCUGCUGAUAAAGCAGUGGAGGACAGUGAGAAGAUGUUCACUGAGCUGAUCCGUCUCAUCCAGAAAAGAAGCUCUGAUGUGAAGCAGCAGGUCAGAUCCCAGCAGGAAACUGAAGUGAGUCGAGUCAAAGAGCUUCAGGAGAAGCUGGAGCAGGAGAUCGCUGAGCUGAAGAGGAAAGACGGCGAGCUGGAGCAGCUCUCACACACAGAGGAUCACAACCAGUUUCUACACAACUACCCCUCACUGUCAGCACUCAGUGAGUCUACACACUCAUCCAGCAUCAAUAUUCGUCCUCUGAGGUACUUUGAGGAUGUGACAGCAGCUGUGUCAGAGACCAGAGAUAUACUACAGGACAUUCUGAGAGAGGAAUGGACAAAC
Messenger RNA from Oreochromis niloticus (Nile tilapia), 1528 nucleotides. RefSeq names its product E3 ubiquitin/ISG15 ligase TRIM25. The record is from RefSeq and is a predicted model, not a curated record. NCBI's taxonomy places the organism in Eukaryota, Metazoa, Chordata, Actinopteri, Cichliformes, Cichlidae. The transcript is spliced from 2 exons. Gene Ontology annotation, molecular function: zinc ion binding. The annotation marks the transcript as partial.